AUGGCACGGACAAAGCGCGCCAAAGUCGUGUCGCUGACGCAGACCAAGGCCAAGACCCGCGAGCACAAAGAGAACCUGAUCGAAACGAUACGUGAGUCUGCGAAUCAGUAUGCAUAUGUCUGGAUCUUUGCCGUGAGUAAUAUGCGGAAUACAUACCUGGGUGAAGUGCGUAAGCUGUGGACCGGAUCCAAAAUCUUUUUUGGCAAGCUGCGUGUGAUUGCCAAGGCGCUGGGAGAGACACCAGAGGAAGAAAUUCGCCCUGGUCUAGGCCAAAUUGCUAAACGCCUGCGAGGCAAUGUUGGCUUGCUCUUUACAGACUCUCCCCCUGCUGAAGUGCUCGAUUGGUGUAUGGACUACCGCCGUUUGGACUACGCACGUAUGGGCAACCGAGCCACCGAGACCAUUGAACUUCCCGCUGGUCCUGUGUACUGCCGCACGGAUCCUCCAGAGACGCUCCCCCACAACAUUGAGCCGCAGCUUCGUGCCCUCGGCAUGCCGACCCAACUCAAGCGCGGUGUACCAACGCUCUUGGAAAACUUUGUGGUGUGCCGCAAGGGCGAAAAGCUCACGGCUGAGCGUGCACAAAUUCUCAAGCAUCUAAUCGUGCAAAUGGCUCACUUUCGUCUGAUUCCUCUGACGUACUGGUCGGCCGUCGGCGCGCCCGGCGACGACUCAGAGGGCGCUGUGGUCGAUGUACCCGUGUCAGAAGAGGAUCGCGAGCUGAUCGAGGACUCGCGCACAGGAGGCCGCAAGGAUCAGGAAGACGAAAUGCCAGAAGACGAGAUGGAUGCUAUCGAGGCUCGCGAUCAGGCCAUGAUGAUGCCACCAGGUUUGUAG
This is a messenger RNA of Malassezia restricta, 837 nucleotides long. RefSeq names its product mRNA turnover protein 4. Gene Ontology annotation, biological process: ribosomal large subunit biogenesis; ribosomal large subunit assembly; rRNA processing. Lineage: Eukaryota; Fungi; Basidiomycota; Malasseziomycetes; Malasseziales; Malasseziaceae. Gene Ontology annotation, molecular function: RNA binding. Gene Ontology annotation, cellular component: nucleolus; preribosome, large subunit precursor. The record is from RefSeq and is a predicted model, not a curated record. Bases 1 to 837 code for a protein of 278 amino acids. The transcript has a single exon.